Paramecium pentaurelia is the source of this 2156-nucleotide messenger RNA. The record is from the annotation of a GenBank genome assembly. Lineage: Eukaryota; Ciliophora; Oligohymenophorea; Peniculida; Parameciidae.
AUGUAAUAUUUAAAUUUGUACAUACAACCAAUAUCAAACACAGUAGUAUUUCCAUACUCUAGUUUGUAACUCUAUGAUGUGGAUUGCUAAAUUCAAUUAGUACAUUCUCAAUAUAUUGGAUUGGUUUCAUAAAUUGAUGACAAUCAGCCAAAUAUUCAAACUAUAUCCUAAUAUAGUUAAUAUGGGACACUUGUGCAUGUAGUAACAAAAUAAGAAGAGUCAUCUAAUUAUUGCAAAGCCUUUGCAUUUGCUAGAUUUAGAAUAAAUUCGUUUUGCUAACUUUCACCAUUCUUAAUAGCAAACGUUGAAAUAUUGAAUGAUGAGAUCUAAGAAACCGAUACUGAAAUUUUGAGUACAUUUAAGGAUGCAGUAAAAGUAAAUUGUAAAUUUAAUAUUUAGAUGUAUAUGGAAAACUUUUCACUUUUACCAAAUGCUCUUUUGAAACAAAAGAUAGAUGAAGAAGAUAACAUAAUAAAAUUAUAUUAUCAAGUGGCAAACAGAAUACAAAUUCCAUUCAAUCAAAAACUUAGAUUGUUAUAAAUGAAUGGUAACAUUGAAAGAAUAUCAACUAUGAUUUAAUAUUUGAAUCAUAAAAUGACAUAAUAUUCAACAAGCAAUGAAUUAGAAUAAAAACUUAAGCAAGAACUUAUGUCUGAAAUGCAAAACAAUGGAGAUAACUUAAUUAAUUAAACUGAAUAAAUUGUUCCAUAAAUCCAAGAAUAAGAAUUGGAUUAUUAAAAGUAAUAUGUUUAGUCAUUACCAUGGGGAAUUAUACAUCCAGAAACUGUUACCAUAUCUUAAUGCAAAGAAUAUCUAGAUAAAAGACAUUAUGGUUUAGAUAUGGCUAAAUAGCGUAUUCUAUAAUAUUUAGCAAUUAAAUUUUUAACAAAAUCUACUGGAUCUAUACUUUGUUUACAUGGUCAUCCUGGAGUUGGAAAGACAUCAAUAGCUUAGAGUAUAGCUGAAUCUUUGGGGAGACCUUUUCAAAAGAUAUCGUUAGGUGGAGUAUCAGAUGAAGCUCAAAUAAGAGGUCAUAGAAAGACAUAUGUAGGAGCAUAGGCAGGCAUGAUUAUGGAAGCAAUAAAGAAAGCAAAAUGCGUUAAUCCAGUUAUCUUACUUGAUGAGAUAGAUAAGAUUAAUCAACAUACUGUAGGUUCAGCUUUGUUAGAGGUCUUGGAUCCAGAAUAAAAUAAAACAUUUAUGGAUAAUUAUGUAAAUGAGGAAUUCAAUUUGAGUUAAGUUCUAUUCAUUUCAACAGCCAAUUAUAUAGAAUCUAUAUAACCAGCAUUAAGAGACAGAUUAGAAAUGAUAGAAAUUCCAUCUUACACAAUUGAUGAGAAAGAGAAUAUUGCUAUAUAACAUUUAAUUCCAAAAUAAUAGGAAUUAAAUGGAAUUGAUGGAAAAAUAGAUUUCAGUAAAGAUGUAGUUAGAUAUUUAAUCACAAAUUAUACUAAUGAGAGUGGAGUUAGAUAGUUAGAGAGACAAAUAAAUUCUAUUUUUAGAAAGAUUGCAUUAUAAUAAGUUAGAGGAAAGAAAAAGGGAUUUUAUAAUAUUAAUAAGGGAUUUAUUAAUUAAUGUUUGGGGGAAUCCACAAUUGGUUACAAGAAUAUAAAAUUAUAGAGUAUUGGAAUGUGUAAAGGGUUGAAUGAUGGAGUGAAUAUUUUGGAAGUCAUAAAAAUAAAGGGAGAAGGCAGUUUAUUUUAAUAAUCUAAGGAUCAAUAUAUUGUUGAAUAAGGAAUAACUGCUUUAUCUUAUUUGAGGAAUUGUUUUAAAAAUAUUUAAUUUAAGAAUUGGGAUAUUUAUAUAGCAAACUAGAAUUGUUUAGGUGUUUGUCUAGUUAUUGCAAUGGUUUCAUUAUUUAUGAAUAAGAAAGUGAAAUCAAGUGUUGCAUUUGCUGGAGAGUUAAGUUUAAAAGGUUUUAUAUUUAGAUAAGACAAUUUGAGAGAUAGUAUUAUAUAGGCAGCUGAAUCUGGAAUUGAGAGGUAUAAAUAUAAUAUUAAUUUAAAAGCAUAAUUAUUCCAUCUUAGAAUGUGAAUGAAAUAUAGAACUUAGAAUCUUCAAUUAAAAAGAAAAUUAGAUUAAUUGAUCAUAUUGAAGAAGUUUUUUAAUUGGCAUUUGAAGAUGGAUUUACUUACUAACACUACCCUAAUUUAUGA